AUGCGUAUCGAAUUUCAUCCUGUAUUCAAUGCACAUAUCGUUUUGGAAAGUUUACGGAAUGUCGAUCUCGCAACAAGAGGAUACUAUCAGGUCUGUGCUUUGUACAUCACUUGUCAUAACCUUUUAUGGGCUGUUUUUCUUAGUUUUGCUUGUGGACUUCAGAUUAAUAACAGACAUCGGUCCGCAAUUCCAAAAGACCGCAGUUGCCACUAUAUCGAGUAA
Messenger RNA from Haemonchus placei, 222 nucleotides. The record is from the annotation of a GenBank genome assembly. Lineage: Eukaryota; Metazoa; Nematoda; Chromadorea; Rhabditida; Trichostrongylidae.